Molecule: messenger RNA, 1355 nt
Organism: Asterias rubens (European starfish)
Lineage: Eukaryota; Metazoa; Echinodermata; Asteroidea; Forcipulatida; Asteriidae
Exons: 6
Coding region: 83-904 (273 amino acids)
Molecular function (GO): calcium ion binding
Source: RefSeq, a predicted model, not a curated record
UGAUGACACUGGUGCGUAGACCAGACUGGUUGCUGUUGUCAUUGGAUUCAGUUCGCUUGGAGUUUAUCUACACUGUAUAACCAUGCCGCUGAAGAAAGGAAAGAAAAAGAAAGGCAAAGCUAAAAAGAAAGUCAGCAAAUCGGAGAGGGCCAAAGAGAAGCUAGAGAAAGCAUGUGACCUGAUGACAUCAAAGACUGAUCUUUAUCAGAAUUUCCUUGAUCGUAUGGAUCGAUGGAUUGCGUGUAAUAAACACAAAGCUGUAGAACUCUUCAAAAGAUUUGACCUCAAUGGAGAUGGCGUUUUGACCUUUGACGAGUUUAAAUCAGGGAUGCUGGAUCUAGACGCUCCGUGUAACGCGUUAGAGCUUCAUGUAUUAGCCAAGAGGCUAGACAGAGACAAAAGUGAGUCUAUCGACUACGUAGAAUUCUCCAAAGGCUUGAACUUCACAGAUGAGGAUGAGGAGACAGAAAAAGGCGAACAGCCCCCUCAGUUGACGAUAACUAAAGAGGAGCUACAGGAAUGUCCAUGUUGCAAGCUUGGUCUGUGGAGACCACAAGUUGAGAAAAAUCCAAAAUAUGUUUACAUCUUUCUGAAGUUCGUCACAUUUGACAAUGUCCGUUCCUACCCUGGUCACUUCAGUGUGGUAGUCCACGCCCAUCUAACAGUCUAUGGCCUGAUUGAGAUUAUUAAACAGCGUAUGGAUCUAGGCACAACUAAACUAAGAAUCUUCUCCGAUAAAUCAAGGGAUUCAUCUUGUCUUCUUAUGCCAGAUAAGACCCUUCAGCAAUGUGGUAUCGAGGGUGGAACACGCUCCAAACCUGAAGAGACUGUGCUAUAUUAUGAUUAUACCACAGAGUUCCAUGACUGCCCUGUUCUGAUGUCGGAUUUUUACUUCAUGUCGUAGACUACUAUUACUAGAAUGUUGACUCUACUGUCCACUGUACUGCCAUCUACAGCUUGAGUGUCGGCCUUCCAAUACUUCAACAUGGCACAAAAUACUGCCUAACUGCCUUCCUACUGUCUGACUAUCAUCCACUUUGAUGUGGAACAUAAAAUAUGCCUGCCUGCAUAACACAAAUACCUUUUCAAACCAAUAUCAACCUCUACUCUCACUGGUACCCAUUUGUACUCCUUGAUGAAGCGAAGCAAUUAUAGUGAAAUGUCUUCCUCAAGUGUAAUGAUCAGGAUUUGAAGCCACUUGCAUGUGUAAUGGUUUGCAUGCAGGCCACUAACUUGAAUAAAACAUGCAUUUUCGACUUCGAUAUCCAAUGCACGAGCGAGCGAGCCUAACACAUUUACAGGUGUUAGUGGAGACUGAGAGGGCAUAGGCCCUUAGCCAUUUUGGUUUUGCAGAG